Centropristis striata (black sea bass) is the source of this 7776-nucleotide messenger RNA. RefSeq names its product neurocan b (gene ncanb). Gene Ontology annotation, biological process: cell adhesion. The record is from RefSeq and is a predicted model, not a curated record. The coding region runs from base 387 to 4439 and encodes 1350 amino acids. Gene Ontology annotation, molecular function: calcium ion binding; hyaluronic acid binding. NCBI's taxonomy places the organism in Eukaryota, Metazoa, Chordata, Actinopteri, Perciformes, Serranidae. The transcript is spliced from 16 exons.
UGCGGAGCACUCUUUUGUUCAGUAGCGCUCAGCUGCUGGAGAGGUGAGCACCACUCUGGCGCUCAUCCACUCAUCGCGGCUGCUGCUGCCUCGGCUCGUCUCCGAAAGAAGCGCGGCGGAGGACACUGAACGAGACAGUGCAUGCAAAAAGCGACACGGUGCCUCCCGGUCUCUGAGACACUCACAACUGCUUCGUUUUCCACCCGCACUUGCAGGGCUGUUUUUGUUGUUUUUGUCCGCGUCGUUGGAUGGUGGAGCUCCCCGGGUCUGUGGCGCUGUACCACCUGCACCGGAUCACACCGACACUCCCGCUCUGAAGCUGCUGCAUCGCUCUACAUUCCUGUGGACUGGACCUCACUUCAUCCGAAAGGUGAAGGUGCAGCAGGAUGCGGGACGUACUGCCUGUGUGUGGACUGCAGCCCCUGCUGGCCCUCCUUCUGCUUCAAACUGCAGGCUGUGGCAUAACCAGCGCCGACACUGUGGUGAAUAUGCGGAAGGUGACCCAUCAGACCAUUAGCGAGGAGAUGUCGAAAACAGUUCUCCUCCCCUGCCUCUUCACCCUCCGGCCCGGUGCCAGUUCAUCCCAUGAGCCCCCCAGGAUCAAGUGGACCAAGGUGUGGGGCCAAAGAGGCUCCGACGGCCUGCAGAAGGAACAGUCCGUCCUGGUUGCCAAAGACAAUGUGGUCAAGGUGAAGAAGGCCUUCCAGGGUCGUGUAACUCUGCCUGGUUACAAUGAAAACCGCUACAACGCCAGUCUUUCUCUAUCAGGGCUACGUUCUAGCGACUCUGGUCUGUACCGCUGUGAAGUGGUGGUGGGCAUCAGUGAUGAGCAGGACACAGUUCCCCUGGAGGUCACAGGUGUGGUAUUUCACUACCGGGCCCCUCAUGACCGCUACGCCCUGUCCUUUGCUGAUGCCAAGAGAGUGUGUGUGGAGAACUCAGGGGUCAUUGCAACACCCGGCCAGCUGCAGGCUACCUUUGCUGACGGAUAUGACAACUGUGAUGCUGGCUGGCUGUCUGACCAGACUGUACGGUAUCCCAUCCAGUCGCCUCGGCCUGGUUGCUAUGGCGAUCGUGAGGACACACCUGGAGUCCGUAACUACGGCGAUAGGUCCCCCGAUGAGCUGUUUGAUGUCUACUGCUUCGCAAAGCAGCUUCAAGGUGAAGUCUUCCACUCCACGGUGCAGGAGAAGCUGAGCCUGGCCACAGCCUCCACCCACUGCCAUUCUCUGGGAGCUCAGCUGGCCACUGUGGGGCAGCUCUACCUCGCCUGGCAGGCUGGCCUGGACCAGUGUGACCCCGGCUGGCUUGCUGACGGCAGCGCCCGCUACCCCAUCAACGUCCCACGGAAGAACUGCGGCGGAGACGAGCCCGGGGUACGGACCGUCUACAACAACCCCAACCGCACCGGCUUCCCCGACACCACAGCCCUGUACGAUGCCUUCUGCUAUCGAGCCCACCAGCCAGCAGGGGUCCAGGCUGCAGAGGCGCAGGCUUUGUACCAGGCCCCCAAGCCAGCAGCAGAGAGCAUCUCCUCAGUCACUGAAGCCCAGCAGAGUGCCCCUUUUUCCAAGACUUCCACCUGGACCGGCCUGGUUGACGUGGAAGCAGAAGGUAUCCACUCUAUAGCUGGACUCAACAUCUCUACCGAGAUCUCUGGUGAGCACGUAGUCAUCCACUUAAAGCCAGAGGAGGGCUGGGAUGAAAAACAGGAUGGACCCAAAAGCAACCACCUCAGCCAGGAAGAGUCUGAUGGUCCAAAGAGUAGCUACACCAUGGGCCUUUCUGACCUCGAGAACCUGGAGAGCCAUGGAGGUUCUGCUCAUGAAGAAGAGGACAAAGGAUAUUUUGGAUCAUCCGACACCCCGACAUUAUCCUCCAUAGCUUCUUCCACUCCCCAGUCUCAGACUAGUAACAGUGUGUUGGCUGAGUUUGUUAACACUCUGAUGAGGCCCUUCAGGUACUGGAGAGGAGGCGAGGAGGUCGAAGAGACAGAAAAGGGACGUUCGGUUUAUGAGGAAAAAAAAGGAGAGAACCAGACGCAGGAAGAGGCGUCCAGCAGGAACCUGAGUCUACCAAAAGCAAGUGGAAACAAGGGCAGCAUGGACAAUGCCAUCAUGGAGCACAGGAGUGGUAGUUUUUCCUUCAGGACUCCGACCAGUGGACUACAGAAUCCAGAGGAAGGUCUGUCUGAGCAGGAGAAAGAGGUGAUGCCACUGAUUCGAUUAGUGCCUGCAGUCCAAGGCGCAGGGCAAAAUGACACCACUACCCAACCGGGAGAACGAGCCUCCACACGCACGUCACACGCUAACGGAUUCACUGAAUCAGGUCCCAACGAGAGAACAUCACCCGGCGAACAUGUCGACGUAUCCGGUCCUCAGGGUCCCAGAGGUGGCCCAGCAUCCGCUCCCGCCCCCAGCAGCCACUUUCGAUGGGCUAUCAAAUCCAUGCGGGCCUCUAAACUAGGCCCCCCUGGAAAUGUGGCCUAUGUGGGUAAACGUCCCACCUGGGAGCCUAUGGAGGCCAAGGCAGGGCCCCUGGAGGUGAUGACCCUGCCCACCUCGCUUCGACAGGACAACCCAGACCACUACUCAGGCCAGGGGAGGGAGCAGGACGGAGAUGAUGUUACUUCUCCAUCAGCUGCCAGAGCUGCAUCAGGGGAGGAGAAGGAGGUGGAGGGGAGCAGUGAAGGGAGCAACUUUCCUGCUGGGUUUGGAUUGAAAGACAUCAACUUGAACAGCAAACUGAGUCCAGAAACAAAGUCGUCACUCAGCCAAAACCAGACUGAGCCUGUGACUGUAGCAGAGCACACCACUCUGUCCCAGUGGCAGCUAGUGCAGCAGCCCACCACCCCACCUCCAGACACAGCAGAGGAGGCCAGGGGAGAGGUCCUCUACAUCCGCAGGCCUGCUGACAACCUCUCCUCUGCUUCCACACGAAGAGGAGAAAGCACUUCAAAUUCAGGUUUCACUCCUCUUUUUAAGAAGCACGGCAAAGCCAGCAGCAGAGAGGAGGCGGUGAGUUCCACACCUGAAGCUCUUUUAGAGGUGCUGACAACCACUGAAGUGACCACAGUGGAGCUUCUGACAACAGGAGACACACAGAGGACGGAUCCUAUCACCACAUCAACCACUACAGGAGCUCCAUCAGAGAGCGCCACCACCGAGGAGCCAUCUAUUUCCAUUUCAUGGGUUCAGGAAGAGAAAAAGACAGCCGACCUGCGGAGCCGCCUCUCAGCUACUGCAGCACCCGGUGACGGACCUCAAACCACUACUGGCGUCAUUCAGUUCACUACCUUCGCGUCAGGCUCCAACGUCGGCGCCACAGAAAUGGAAUCCAGGUCAGCGGUGUCUGAGUCCUUCGUGGUUGGAAGUCGGUGGACGCCUUUUAAAAGCAUGAGCGCAAAGUCAGAGGAAAGCAAAGCUCCAGUGUCAAAAGACAGCAAAGACACAAGCAACCCUUUCGGCAUCCUCGUACCCAACUGGGCCUUCGGGCUCAUCCCAUCAGUGGACAACAACCCGUGCCAGACUAACCCCUGUCUCCACGGAGGGAGCUGCCUGCAGGAAGGGGAUGGCUAUAGCUGCUACUGUCCUCAGGGCUUCUCUGGAGAGAGCUGCGAGAUCGACAUUGACGACUGCCAGUCUAAUCCAUGCCAGAACGGAGGAACCUGCAUCGAUGAGAUCAACUCCUUUGUGUGUCUUUGUCUGCCCAGCUACGGAGGAGCUACUUGUGAGAAAGACACUGAGGGCUGCGAGCACACAUGGAGGAAGUUCCACGGCCACUGCUACAGAUACUUCAGCCGGAGACACACCUGGGAGGACGCCGAGAAGGACUGCAGGGAGCACAGUGGCCACCUGGCUAGUAUCCACAGCCUGGCUGAGCAGAACUUCAUCAGAGGUCUAAGCCACGACAACACAUGGAUCGGCUUAAACGAUCGUACAGUGGAGGACGACUUUCAGUGGACCGACAAGAUGGACCUGCAAUAUGAGAACUGGCGUGAAAACCAGCCAGACAAUUUCUUUGCUGGAGGAGAAGACUGCGUGGUUAUGAUUGCUCAUGAAAAUGGCAAAUGGAAUGACGUGCCCUGCAACUACAAUCUGCCCUACGUCUGCAAGAAGGGAACAGUGCUUUGCGGAGCCCCUCCCACUGUGGAUAAUGCCUUCCUGAUUGGUCGGAAGCGUUCCCACUAUGACAUCCACUCUGUGGUUCGCUACCAGUGCGCCGACGGCUUCCUGCAGCGCCACGUGCCCACUGCUAAGUGUCGUGCCAACGGCAAGUGGGACCGGCCUAAAAUCAUCUGCAUAAAAUCACGACGAGCCCACCGCUACCGGCGCCACCACCACAAGGGCAGGAGGGAGCGCAGGAAGCACAAGAGGCACAGCCACAGAGAGGGAGGGCACCACGGAGGAGAGCUGGGCCACAACCACGCCCACGUCUGAACCAAAAAGAGAAACCCACCCCCCUUUUUUCCUUUUUCUCCUCUGCUACCAACUGCGAUUUGCCUGUCUCCCCGUCAUCCCUUCCUCUUGCCCUAUUUCCCCAAACACGACUUCACACCUUACGGCUCAAAACUGUCCGCCCAAGCCCCCCUCCCCACCCUCCCCUGCACUGCCCUGCCCUUAGCUCCACCCCUGGCUCUCCGAGUCAGCCUGUAUCAUAGUCAACUCUGAGGCCUGAGAGUGCUGCCAGGGGUCGCCGGGACAAUAACGAAUCUGUUUGUACUCUUUUUACUUUCUCUCUUUCUCCCUUUUUUUCGUCUUAACUAGUCUGUCUCCGACCUCUCCUCUAACUCGACCCAGUUACUGUCCCUCCAAGCUCAACGAUGACCUGAAACAUGGGGCUACGCUGACCUGUUUUUGAAAAAAAAAAAAAAAAAAAUACCUUUGAGAUCCACGCCGAACAUUCUUCGGAGAGAAGUGGUUUAGUACAAACUAUAAAUAGGGACGAUAUCACUGAAAAUCAGACGAGUCAAGGAAGACAUCCAUGUUGUUGACUUUGAGCCUUUUGUCUGUUGAACACAUUAUUUUUUACAAAUACUCAGUGUUUAUUUCCUGACUCUGCUGCUUUUGAUUUGCUCUUUGUAAGACAUUGUACUUGACUUAAGGCGACUUAUUCUGAAGCAGAUAUGAUUGAUUUUCUUUGAAUCAGAGGCAGUUGUAAUUGAAUUAUUUGAUUGUUAGCGUUGUAUCUUCUUGUCAGUGUGAGACAGUUACUUUAGAUCAGAUGCUGAAACCCCCAGAGGAAAAUGGAAAAACACAUUGCAUCUCAAUUCAGUUCCGUCAGAUCACAUUACAGAUCAGUCACUUGUCAGAAGUGUCGAAGCUUCUUGUUGUUCAGACGUCCAUCCGCCUCAUUUUAAAGGGUUAAUUUGAACCUUUGAUGUCAGUUUGUCUCAACUCAGCUCAGCAAUCCCUCGUUUGCUUUGCCUCUUCUUCUCGUUAUUGUCGCUGUAAGAAUGUGUGCUGUGCUUAAUGAAGAUGAUGCAGCAUGGUGAAGUUACUCAUCAACAGGGUUCUUGCUUUGGUCUGAUGAGGAGAAAUGAUGCUGUCAGCCCAGCGGGACAGAUACAGAGAGAGAUGGAGCGCUAGCCCCUUCAUAUGUCACAGCAAAAACACAAUAGUCCAUGUGUAGAGAUUAGAUGCACAAAGAACAUCUAUGUCAUUAAAAACAUUCAGCAUUUUGAAACUUUUUCCUUAAACAAAAAUGGUUCUGCAAUUGGGGUGCAAUAAUCCAUGCUUGUUUUUAGCGCAUUUUAGUGUGUUUUCUAGGUGUCAUUAAACUGAAACAGGACAGAAUAAAAGUAUUCUUGAAGUAAACAACAGCUUUGGUGUUUUGUUUCACCACCCAAAACGACCUUUAUGAUGAAUAAUAUUCAAUAAUGUCAGACUUCUCCCCUUAGCAAAGAUGGAAGCAAUAUAUUUAUUUUAAUAACCACAUAACCAAAACAUUUUUUAUGGAUUGAACUGACAAAUUCCCAACUUUGUUGUUCACAUAUAAGGACAUUUGUUCUUAAUCUCUACAAACAGAAUGUUUAGAUUUGCUAAUCAGACUGUAUAUAACUGUAAAUUGGAUUGAAGAUGCUCAGUCGUCAUCAGACUGAUUCAGACAGCAUUAAUUGAUUUUGUUUGGCCACUUUUUACUCCCCUACAUUGACAUUUUCUAACUUGGUAUAGCCCUUAUGGCUAACAAAUUAGCCAAAAGGUGCCUAUUAACAAACCUGGUCUCACAGGAAUCCGUGGAAUAGCCACGGAAUCACUCAAAUUUCCGUGAAACUGACACGGAUUUUGCUACAAUGCAAGUUAAUCACAGUCAUGGCUAUUCCAUGGAUAUUUUUUCUGAUUGGUUUGUGUCCAAGUCACGUGACUUUCAAGGUUCCGGCGGUCAGACAAAAUCAAUAUUAUGACUUAGUUUCUGCAUAAAAAUGGAUUUUGGUCACAUUUCUAGCGAGAAAUAUAUGUUUUAUUUUCUAAAUAUUCACUCAGUGAAUGUACAUAAUCACUUUGUAUGUUGGAAUAGCCACGGGAUAUGACAUUAUACGUCAUUCAUUUGCAGUGUAGCGAAAUCCGUGUCAGUUUCACGGAAAUUUGAGUGAUUCCGUGGCUAUUCCACAGAUUUUGAGUUAAGCAAAUCCGUGGCUAUUUCACGGAUUUCUGUGAGACCAUGUUGCUAUUAACACAUUCAGCAGAUAUGGAGUUAAAUAUGAGUCCCUUUAGCAGCUGAAUGCUGCACCAUGUGCACCAGCUAUUUGCUAAUUGUGUUUCCUGUUUGGUGCUGGGCAGGUGGCGCACAUUCAGUUCAUUACAAUUUAUUUAGCUAAAAGCAACUUCGUGCUUUGGCUGGAAACAGCGCUGAUGAGAGCCAUGAUUUAAAACAUUAAAGUUAGGGACUGUAAACCCAAAACAUUAAGGUGAAAGAGCCCAUUUCGCUGCUUGAAGCUGAGAGGAGCUGCAGUUUGGUUAUCUGUGGAUUUUAGUUGCUAUUAGCAUCACCUAAAAUACAAAUUGUUAUUUUAUUCAUUGUUAAAAUAACAACAUUUACAGCGCUUUGUGGAUAGAACCAGCCCUCUGAAGCAGGAGUUAGGGGAAAAAAACUGAAGUGAAAACUAUCAGAGUAAUAUUGAUGACCUGAGAGCUGUGUGCACAGGGUAUGAGGAUGAAUAUAAGGCAGAAGACACAGAUCUCUCUCAUCUCACUGUGUUUGUGUGCUGCAUGUGUGUAUGCGUGUUUAUGAUUGAGGAUGUUGACAGUGGCUGAAGUCCCAGAGGAUGAUGACAGAGAGGGUCAGCAGAGAUUAAGGCUUCCCAUUUCUGGGCCAGCCGAGUCUCGUAGAUGCUCACACCUGUGCUCGCUCCCUCCACGUGUCCUGCUUUAAAGAGGGGAUUGAGACGGAUAGAACAAGCGAUUUGCUCUCUUUUCCUCCCCUUUUACUGGCAGGUUAAAUUGGUGUUUUUUAAAGCCAGCACUUGAGGUUGGAGCUUCUGGGAUUAUGUCCCAGCUCCCUCAUCCUUUAUGUUUCUCCCUCUUGUUCUUGCUUUUCCCUUCACUUCCUCUCAUUUUAGUGCUUUUUCAUUUAUCUUCCUCACUCGACAUCCUUUUCACCGUCAAUGUCUUUAUACAAUAGGAAACAGUGAAGGACAAAAAUUGAAUUUAACCAGCUCAUGAAAGCGUACGCUCCUGUUUUUAAGCAGCCUUUCUCGUAUCUUAUACAAGACGAACAUUAUAGUGGGAUCAGGGUCAUGUCGAGCCACAUAAGGUAAGAAAAUCCAUCCUGUGCACA